UAGGGUGGCCUAAAGGCUCCAGAGCCUGCCACUCGCUUGUCAUCAGCUGUUCCCGUUCCAGAGUGUUUUGUUUAGCAGUGAUAAACAGUUUACGUACUGAUAAGAAAGCAUCCAGUGAUAAAACUGACGCAAAUUUUGAUUGAAUAAUCAGACUGAAUGCAGCCAUCCUUUUUGCUCAUGAGUGGUGCUCUGCUGGCAAGGCGAAUCAGCGGCAUUCAGAGAUUCCGAAGAAACAUGUCUGGUGCCAGCGCUGUAUUGAGAGCCGGUUCCAACCCGAGGAUUGCCAUCGCCCAGAUGCGCUCCACCAACGAUAAGGACCACAACCUGAACCAAGUGAAGACCAUCAUCCAAAAGGCCACAAGCUAUUCCGCUCGUUUUCAGUUUGUGUUCUUCCCGGAAUGUUGUGACUACGUAGGAAGCAAUCGGGAGGAAACGCUGAAGCUGUCCGAACCGCUAACCGGUCAAACAGUGUCAGAAUACCAGAAACUGGCCAAGGACAACGGUCUGUGGCUGUCGAUGGGAGGCGUCCACGAAUCGAUAGCGGAAUCGACGACGACGACGCCAGAGGACGUUCGGAAUAUCUACAACACCCACAUCAUAAUAGACGAUCGGGGCGAGCUGGUGGCCAAGUAUAGAAAGUUGCACAUGUUCAACGUGGUGACGCCGGAGUUCAAGUUUAGGGAAUCGGAAACGGUGCGAUCGGGAAGCGAGCUGGUACCGCCGAUUGAGACUCCCAUCGGAAGAGUUGGAUUGCAAAUUUGCUACGACGUUCGUUUUGCGGAAGCUAGUACCUUGCUUCGAAAACAGGGAGCAGAGAUCCUGACUUACCCUUCCGCUUUUGCCGUCUCAACAGGCCGUGCCCAUUGGGAAGUUUUGCUCCGAGCCCGUGCUAUCGAAAACCAAUGCUUCGUGAUAGCGUCAGCACAAAUUGGGUUCCACAAUAAAAAGCGCGAAAGCUACGGCCACGCCAUGGUCGUCAAUCCCUGGGGCGUUAUUCUCGGCCAAGCCAGUCAACAGGACUUAGACGUCGUGGUCGUUGAGUUGGAUUUUGAUAAGUUGGCCAACGUACGACAGAAUAUGCCUUGCUUCGAGCAUCGGAGAGACGAUAUCUACAAUUUGUCCUAUCGAAAGGGAUCCGCAAAGUUGGAGAGCUUUGACGAGAAGUACAACUUCGGUGGCUAUGACAUUCCGAAGGAUACAGUGUUCUACUCAUCGGAUCUAUGCUACGCCUUUGUAAAUAUUCGCUGUGUUGUUCCAGGGCAUGUCCUCGUCUCCACGAAGCGAUGGGCAGCCCGGAUGCCGGAUCUAACCUCGGCUGAAAUCAACGACUUCUUCCAGACGGUGUGUAAGGUGCAGAAGGUGGCCGAGAGUCUGUACGGUGGUUCGUCGGCCACCGUCACAGUCCAAGAUGGGCCGGAUGCCGGCCAGACCGUGUUCCAUGUACACUGCCACGUGAUGCCCCGACAUAAAGGCGACUUUCCCGAGAACGAUCAGAUCUACACCGAGCUGAAUCUGCACGACACGAAACCGGAACAGCCCCGGCGGCCACUGGAGGAAAUGCGAGCCGAGGCGGGCCGAUUUCGGGACGAGUUUGUCCGAAUGGGGUUGUGAGGUUGGUAUUUGGUGGGCGUUUUAUGUGUACCGAUAAGAUAUAUAAUGUUGUAACUAUCUUGAAAAUAUUA
Molecule: messenger RNA, 1682 nt
Organism: Aedes albopictus (Asian tiger mosquito)
Lineage: Eukaryota; Metazoa; Arthropoda; Insecta; Diptera; Culicidae
Gene: NitFhit
Product: nitrilase and fragile histidine triad fusion protein NitFhit
Exons: 5
Coding region: 157-1611 (484 amino acids)
Biological process (GO): nucleobase-containing compound metabolic process
Molecular function (GO): bis(5'-adenosyl)-triphosphatase activity; hydrolase activity, acting on carbon-nitrogen (but not peptide) bonds, in linear amides
Source: RefSeq, a predicted model, not a curated record